GCCGCGUGCUGCAUUGGAGCAACAGUUGUUCCUCUGUUAGAAUAUGAGUGAAAAAAGCAUUGAAAAAGGAAGUAACCCAAACAAUCAAGUUUUUAAAGACGCUGAAAAUCAAAUUAAAGAGGUCUGUGAGGUAUUGCAAAGAGAAGCAACAAGACUUCGUCAGGAGCAAGAAGCAAUCGACGCCAUGUCGAAGAAAAUAGACCAUGUCCACCUUUCUUCGACGAUAAACCUCAAUGUUGGCGGCCGCCGUUUCACGACAAGUCUUCAGACGUUGACUAAAGAUCCAGACUCGAUGUUAGCUGCCAUGUUCUCCGGGAAGUUCGAGGUUAGACCUUCCGAAGACGGAGCUUUCUUUAUCGAUCGAGAUGGGAAACACUUCCGGUUCAUACUCAACUAUCUCCGUGAUGGAGAGUUGAUUGUACCAGAGGGUGCUAAAUUCCUCAAGGAACUCGAAGCUGAGGCUAAGUUUUACCAGAUUAAGGGGCUACUGGAAGAUCUGAAGUAUAAAAUGCUGAAGUAUUUUAAAGAAUCAGCGAUACUGAUGAAUGUAGAGCAGCGGAGUACACUUAAAGGUUGGUUGCCUCCACGAGACAGCGAAUGGCAUCUUCUGUUCCGAGCUUCGCGAGAUGGUUUCACCGCUCAAGCCUUUCACUCCAAAUGUGAUAACAAAGGACCCACAGUUACCAUUGUAAGAAGUGGAAACAAUAUUUUCGGUGGUUUCACAGAAAAUUCGUGGAACAGUCAGGGUAAUUACCUGCACUGCUCACAGUCAUUCUUAUUCAGCAUGGUGAAUCCGCAGGGAGUGGCUCCGAGUAAAAUGCCACUUGCCAAAAAUCAGCAAAAUGCUAUUUACUGUGGGAGCGGCAAUGGACCAACAUUUGGAGGAGGGCAUGACCUCUUUGUAUCAGAUAGCGCAAACACAAGUGGUUCAAGUUACAAUAAUCUCGGCCACACCUAUCAGCUUCCCACCGGACAGCAGAACAGCUUCUUUACAGGAGCUAGAAAUUUUAAUGUGACAGACUACGAAGUGUUUGGAAUCUACCAGUGACAACUGUCACAAACACUUGAAAAGCCAGCAGGUUAAGCGUCACGAUGAUUUGAACGAUCUUCUCGGUUAUGACUUUUUUAAAAGGUUUAUUUUCAUUUUCAUUUUCUCAAAAGCAUUUUUUCUUCUGUCCACCAAGGCAAAGAGCAAGAUUCCCGUAUAACACCAUGCUACACAUGUACAGACACUUUUUCAAGCAAAGUUGCUGCUUCAUACAGUUCAUGGAUAAAGAAAGCAAGACCAAAAAAAAGCAAAAACAGUAGAUUGUCUUUGUGACUACGGCUUUGUUUUAGAUUAGUAUGGGGUUACAGAAAAAAGCCGUGGCAAGUAGUGAUCAGCGG
Stylophora pistillata is the source of this 1386-nucleotide messenger RNA. RefSeq lists its product as uncharacterized. Gene Ontology annotation, biological process: protein homooligomerization. Lineage: Eukaryota; Metazoa; Cnidaria; Anthozoa; Scleractinia; Pocilloporidae. Gene Ontology annotation, molecular function: protein binding. The record is from RefSeq and is a predicted model, not a curated record.